Messenger RNA from Diutina rugosa, 1314 nucleotides. RefSeq lists its product as uncharacterized. Bases 1 to 1314 code for a protein of 437 amino acids. The transcript has a single exon. The record is from RefSeq and is a predicted model, not a curated record. NCBI's taxonomy places the organism in Eukaryota, Fungi, Ascomycota, Pichiomycetes, Serinales, Debaryomycetaceae.
AUGGAGCGACAGUCGCAAACCCUCAGAGUCAAGCGUCGUGUACGGCUUACGCCCGAGUUCCAGGCCCUCUGGCAAGGCAAGGAGACACGUACCGAGUGGGAACCCCCGAGACCGGCCCCGCGAGUGGCACCACCACCACUGGCUACUACUACUACCUAUAUUCCAGAAGUGUCGAGGCUGACACGCCCAGUACCGCGUCCACCGCCACUGGUAUCGUUUACUAGAGGGAGUAAUGGUGCUAGCAAUCCCGUCCCACGAGUGGUGAGACCCCCUGAGUCGUCGCUGUAUGGCUAUAGUCGUCCAUUGCCUAAACUGAGACAGACGACGACUGAGCCGAUUUCAGUGGAACCAGUGCUGAUACCCGAUGUCAGAUAUACUCCUGCAUCUCGGUAUACCUCUGGUACUGAGGUUGAUCCCGAAUUACACCAAUACGAUGAGCUUUCACACCUUUUCCACCAGAUGGAUCUGGAGAUCCAAAGAACAAAAAGCGAGGGGCUUCGUGUGGCUCGACGGGUGAUUACGGAGCCCAUGAGUCGUCCGCGACGCAACUCGGACCCGACUAACGGCACAGAGACGCUGGCGUCUCGUAACAUCCUGCCGUCGUCAAUUGGUGCCGAACACAGCCGACUGAGUUCUGUCGUACACACCCCUGCUACCGACAACGAGCUGCAAUCAACAACGAGAGAAUCACAUGAGACUAAGCCCAAAAGCAGUGAUCCCAGUGAGACGAAGCCCGAUACCAGUGAUUCUAAUGUGGCUAAGUCUAAAUCCAGAGAAUCUAGUGAGACGAAACCGAAGAGAGAAGAGUCCAUUAAAUCCGAGCUGACCCCGAAAACAAAAGCUGAAUCAAAGGCUACUACCCAAAGAGAGGAGACUGAAUCCAAGCCCACCACCCAAAAUGCUGAACCAGAGCCGCCUACACAAGAAGAGCAGACUAUUGUGAACACCCCUUCCCCACCGAGAUCUCGAGAAGCCGAUGAAGAACCGCUACAGGGACUGUCACAACCACUCAAACCGAAAGUCAAAGCUGAGCCAACUACACCACAAACAGCGCUGUCACCAUCGUCAUCCACGAAACAAACGAAAACUACUGACGAUGACGAGGAUGCCACCAAACCACAAACGACCGAUACGGUGUCACCCUCAAUUACUUCGGUGAUGACGGCUCAUCGCAAAUCACAGUUUACCGAUGCCGGGUACUUCCUUGUGGCUGCGUUCAUUGCGUUGUACGCCGCCCGACUCGGCUAUAAUAACAUUGACAAUCUUGUGUGGCUCUGGCAGUACCGCAGUUGGUUCAAUAUCCCCAUAGUGUAA